Tuber melanosporum (Perigord truffle) is the source of this 1436-nucleotide messenger RNA. RefSeq lists its product as uncharacterized. The record is from RefSeq and is a predicted model, not a curated record. The transcript is spliced from 2 exons. Bases 66 to 1436 code for a protein of 456 amino acids. Lineage: Eukaryota; Fungi; Ascomycota; Pezizomycetes; Pezizales; Tuberaceae.
CCCGAACGGCGACCGCGCACAACACAACUCGCCUACCCCUCCCAACAGCCAAUGGAUAUAGGACAAUGGAGGAAGACUUCUUCUCCGACGGCGAAACGUUAGACGCCCUCCCAGAAGACGAGCUACAAGCACUCGAAGACGCCGCAAUCUCGAGCACCCAGGCGCGAGCAGCAGCCCAGCAAUCACACCCCCAAUACCAACAAUUCCCACCCCCACAACGACAGCAACGGCCACAACAACAGUGGCAACAACCUCCGCGAGGCCAGUACCUCUCACCCGCAUCUUCACUGCCAGCCGCGGCUCCGCCCGCCCAGCGAAGACCUUACCAACGACCUUUCAAGCCUCCGUUGCAACAACAGAGAUCAGUCGUUGAGUAUGAGACGCUUCCGACCCUACCGUACGUAUCUGGACCCCUGACAUCGCAGCCGGCUCAGCCCCCACCAGCAGAGGUUGAGGUUGAAGCUGCGUCUUCGGAUUACGGACCUAUUGACUUUGACCUCGAGAUUGCGGAGGAGUUGCUUGAUGAUGUUGCGCCGAGGGCGGAGGGUGAAAGGAAUAGUAUCGGUAUUGAUGGUGGCGGCGGCGGUGGGGAACAGUAUAUAUAUAACGAGGGACAAUUCAAUGGAGAGUACAUCGGCAGAAGGUACGCUAACGAAUAUGGAGAGCAUGUUCAAGAAGAUGGAGAUCACAGGAUGACGGGUGAGGAGGAGGGCAUCCUGAGUCGUCUGGAGGAGCUACGAGCCGAAAACACCCGUCUAGAAUCAGAACUAGCGACCCUGAAAGCCCAACAAGAAGCCGAACUCGUAUCGCUCCGACAAGUCAAGGACGGCGAAACAAGUAUCGUCCGCAGCAACUUGGCAAAGGAGAAAAAGGAGCACGCCCGAAUAAUCGCCUCCCUGACGAACCAGCACCAGGAAAACACCGACAAACUCAAUGCCCAAAUCGCAGAGAAGGAGAACGAGAUCAAUCGGUUAAAAACCACACACGCAUUCCUGGAGAAGGAGAACGCGGACUACGAGAAGCAGAUACGGAGUUCCAAGAAGGUCGUCAUUAGUAGCGGGAGGGUUGGCAGGAGCCCUAUUACUACCCCACGGAAAGGGAAGGGGAUGCAGCACAGGGAUGGAUUUGACGACGAUGAGAUCAUGAUGGGUGGGAGCCCCUCUACGGUGGCUGGGAGGAGGACGCCAACAAAAGGUAUUAAGAGGAAGAGGAUUGCUCAGGACAGCCCCAUCAUCCCGUUGCCGUUGAGUCAGCCUAGGGGGACAUCUACUUCUUUCACGGAAGUUCAGUGGCAGGUUGUUGAUGAGGCAUUGUUAGAGCGGAUGUUCCUGGAGGAUGAUCGGUUUGAUGUUUGUCCCAUUGAAGUAUCCGCGGGUUCCUUGAAUGUUGAAUCGCUGAUUGUAGAAGUAGUUCUUAAAAGCACUUGUGGCGCAUAG